Messenger RNA from Haemonchus placei, 393 nucleotides. The record is from the annotation of a GenBank genome assembly. NCBI's taxonomy places the organism in Eukaryota, Metazoa, Nematoda, Chromadorea, Rhabditida, Trichostrongylidae.
AUGAUUAAACAGUUUUGUUUUCUUUGGAGACGGUACUCUGUUAAUGCUUUCACUACCCGAACGCACAACUGUGGAGAACUAACCAGGAAAGAUGAAGGCGUGCGAGUGUGCAUCAAAGGAUGGCUCGCCUAUAAAAGAAUGGAUCGAUUCAUAGUUCUGCGAGAUUCCUAUGGAACUGUGCAGGCUUGUAUAGGCCCAGGGUCGGAGCUAUGCAAAAUGGUCAAGGAUUUGCCAUACGAAUCUGUUGUUCAAGUUGAAGGGACAGUUGUAAGCCGAGGGGAGAAUAUGAAUCCGAAAAUGAAGACAGGUGAAAUAGAGCACCUCUCGGUUUUGGCAGAUGAGGACGAUAUCGUCUGCGAAGCGCAAGUUGGAUAUUAUUUGCCGUCGAUGUGA